Messenger RNA from Tripterygium wilfordii, 1543 nucleotides. Its product is annotated as protein ECERIFERUM 2-like. The coding region runs from base 110 to 1438 and encodes 442 amino acids. Lineage: Eukaryota; Viridiplantae; Streptophyta; Magnoliopsida; Celastrales; Celastraceae. The transcript is spliced from 2 exons. The record is from RefSeq and is a predicted model, not a curated record. Gene Ontology annotation, molecular function: acyltransferase activity, transferring groups other than amino-acyl groups.
CUGAUAGCUUCGUUCAAUCACACACCCGCCAACCUUGUAUAUAUGGAUAACCUAUACACACAUAAACUAUUCCUUCCUUAAUCUCUCAUAUCUUAUUCAUCACUCUAACAUGGUCAUGAAUAGUAGCAAUGAUCCUGUUCGAAUUCAAACCCAGAUCAUUCAUGGCACCAGAAUCUCCUCUGUGGUGCCAGGCAGAGCCACUGGAGAGAACAAGGUCCACGAGCUCACUCCCCUUGACUUGGCCAUGAAGCUCCAUUACAUUCGAGGACUUUACUUCUUCAGAGCUGAAGCAGUUCAGGGGCUCUCCGUUCAUGACUUGAAGGGAGCGAUGUUUCCGUGGCUCGAGCUCUACUACCCCGUCUCCGGGAGGAUCCGGCAGGGGCCGGACUCUGGGCGGCCGUUUAUUAGGUGUAACGAUGGUGGUGUUCGGGUUGUGGAAGCGUGGUGUGAUGAUUUUAGUGUUGAUGAAUGGCUUGCCAUGGAAGGUUGUGGUGGAAAUGAUGAUGGACUUGUUUACAAUCAAGCUCUUGGUCCUGAUUUGGGAUUUUCACCUCUGGUUUACGUUCAGUUUACAUGGUUCAAAUGUGGAGGAAUGUCACUGGGCCUCAGUUGGGCCCAUGUGCUUGGAGACCCAUUUUCAGUUUCUGCAUUCAUCAAUAAGUGGGCCCAGAUCAUGGCAGGCACAGCGCGAUCACAACCCCUCCACGUGUCCUCCAUUCAGAACUACAAGUCUGCACCCACUAUUCCAAAAAGCCCGUUAUCCAUAAAACGGGUCGACCCGGUUGGUGACUGUUGGGUAACUGCCAGUAACUGUCAAAUGGAAUCACACUCUUUCCUAAUUACUUCAGAGAAACUUGAUCAAUUGAUGAAGGAGAUUCUCAAUCCAAGCCAAGCAACCAAGAUAUCAGAAUUUGAAGCCCUUUCUGCCCUAAUAUGGAAAUCUUUAUCAGAAAUUAGGGAUGAUUUGGGUCCAAGAAUUGUCACAAUUUGCACAAAUAGCCCUCAGAGGGAAGAGAAUGAACCUCCAAGCAAUGCUAUGGAGUUCAGCAUUGUAGAACCAGAUUUCUCUGUAUCUAAAGCCGACGUAUCGGAUUUGGCGGUGCUGAUUACGGAGAAGAGGGUGGGGGAGGACGAAGCGAUUAGAGAUCUUGUGCAGGGAGAUAAUGGUGAAGGGGACUAUUUAGUGUAUGGCACAAACUUGACAUUUGUGAAUUUGGAAGAAGUGAAUGUGUAUGGUCUGGAGCUGAAGGGGCAGAAGCCGGUUUUCGCCAAUUAUAGGAUCGGUGGAGUUGGUGAUGAAGGGGUUGUUGUGGUGUGUCCGGGGCCGGAGAGUGGUGUGGAGGGAGGCAGGGGAGGGAGGCUUGUGACGGUGAUGUUGCCAGAAGAUCAAGUGGUGGAACUGAAGAAUGUGCUUCAAAGGGAUUGGGAUCUGGUUUGAGAUAAAAGAGGGAGUUAGUGAAACAUGUGGUUUCUAGCUCUUUGAUUAUAACAUAUAAGUUUGAAAGACCAAUAAAACAUGGUGGUGUAUUUUAAAUAAAUAUAU